AUGUCAUCCGCCCUCCGCACCUCAUCUCUCCGCAGUCUCGAAGAGCGAAGACUAUCUCGUAAUCGAAAGUCUGGCUCAGGUCUCAAGUGGGAACCAGAAGAUGAGAAGAAGUUUAUCGGUGAAAUGUUGCCCGACGACAGGCGCAAGCUCGACGCCCUCAUGAAUUAUCACCUCGGCGAGCUGGAUCGUCUCAAGAAGUUUGUCGUGCGCCUCAACGAUGAUAAGGAGCAACAUGAGGUUCGCCUGGCAAGUGCAAAGCAUCGAGCCGAUGAUGUCGGCAUGAUGGCUUCGGUCGUCUACGCAGCAGAGCUCGUCCGAGACGUCACCAAGAUGAGGGACAGCUAUCUUCGCUACGUCGUCUUUCACAAGGAGGAACUUGAGAUGAUUGGCAAGAAAGUGGUCGAGAUGAAGAAGCGAAGUGGAGAGAAGGCAACUACACCGGAGGUGGUGACGAACAUGUUGAGUCGAUGGUACGAGUGGGAAAUACUCUUCUCUGCAUGA
Messenger RNA from Endocarpon pusillum Z07020, 501 nucleotides. RefSeq lists its product as uncharacterized. NCBI's taxonomy places the organism in Eukaryota, Fungi, Ascomycota, Eurotiomycetes, Verrucariales, Verrucariaceae. The record is from RefSeq and is a predicted model, not a curated record. The transcript has 2 exons. Bases 1 to 501 code for a protein of 166 amino acids.